Molecule: messenger RNA, 1845 nt
Organism: Hevea brasiliensis (rubber tree)
Lineage: Eukaryota; Viridiplantae; Streptophyta; Magnoliopsida; Malpighiales; Euphorbiaceae
Product: transcription repressor OFP4
Exons: 2
Coding region: 186-1568 (460 amino acids)
Biological process (GO): negative regulation of DNA-templated transcription
Molecular function (GO): DNA binding
Source: RefSeq, a predicted model, not a curated record
GCUAACCCUCCUCUGCUUUCUCCAUUUAUCUCUUCAACGGAUGAUGGGCUCCCUCACUCGCUCACUCACACACCCAAACAGACAAAAUUUUUGUUUCUUAAAGAGAGGGUACACGCUACACAGCCGCACGCACACACACAUAGAAAGAGAGAGAGUUGAAGAAGGGAAGAAAUUGAGGUGGUUUCAUGGGUAACUACAGGUUUAGGUUAUCUGAUAUGAUGCCCAAUGCUUGGUUUUACAAGCUCAAGGAAAUGGGCAGAACCAGAAACCACAACACUACUGCUACUACCACUCAUUCCACGAAGAAAAAACAACCAACAGCAACAUCAGUAGCUGCUGCAGCUUCCCAGGCACAGCAAUCCAAAACAAAGCAACCCCACCAUCACCACCACCAAUACUCUUAUCCAAGAAAGUCUUACUACUUCACCAGAGAGCUUAUCCCAACUAACCCAAGAUUCCACAAUCCCACUAACCCAAAAUCUACAGACUCCCAUUUCCAUGACCCACCAAAAAGAUCCUCCAAACAAAGACUACUCAAGAGAAGAGCUUUCAGGUCCUCCUCUCCCAAGCUUUUCACCUCCUCUGUUUCUGCUGGUUGCAGCUGCCGCGCUAACAUCUGGACUAAAUCAUCGGAUUCUCCGCCAGAUUACUCAGCUUCUAGUUCUGAUAGCUCUACCGAGUUAGACAUCUGCGACUCAUUUCCACCAGAAUUCAGGUCUGACCGCAUUCUUGAAACCCAGUCGUUUGAUAAGAUGGUUGCAUGGUCAAGCUCUUGUGGUUGUAAUGUCGAUUCUAAUGCUGAUGAUAUUAUAAUCGAUGUGGAAAAGAAAUCUCUUGGUACAAAAUUUGAUAAGCUGGAUUUAUCUGAUCUUGAUCUUCCACCAAUCUUGACCAAACCUGCUAAAUUAGACGAUAAGGUUGAGGACAUCAAAAGCAAGGAGACCAAAGAAACAACCAAGUACAGAAAGAGCUCAGCUAAAUACGAGGAAACAAAUGCUCAUGGCUCCUUAUCAGUGAAGGUGGUGAAAGAGAAGAGCGUCACCAUGAAAGAGCAAAAGAGCAGUUCCAUGAGGAGACAUUCUGUGAAUUCUCCAGGACUAAGGCUUCGAGUGAAUUCUCCAAGAAUCGCAAAUAGGAGAAUUCAGGCACACGCUCGAAAGAGCGUUUCAUCAAUAUCGAAUUCAAGCUAUCGGAGGAGUCUUUCAGAUAGUCUGGCCAUCGUGAAAUCUUCUUUUGAUCCUCAGAGGGAUUUCAGGGACUCAAUGGUGGAGAUGAUUGUGGAAAACAAUAUAAGGGCAUCAAAGGAUUUGGAAGACCUUCUUGCCUGCUAUCUUUCCUUAAAUUCCGAUGAUUAUCACGAUCUCAUUAUCAAGGUUUUCAAGCAAAUCUGGCUCGAUUUGACAGAAACCCGGUUGAAGGACUCGGACUGCUCAAAAAGCAUGGAACGUUGUUUCAUUUUGCUGACUGUGCUAGGUUCAAUGCUAUUUGGUACGGCAAUUUCUUAUUCUUAUUGUUAUUUUUAUUCCCUUUUUUCUAAGGUAAACAGCAUUCUUCAACAUCUGCCUUAGCCAGCAACCACGUCCACACCCACUUGAGUAUUUUUUUUUUAAUGAGCUAUUGGUAACCCCACUUGAAUCAUUUAUGUUCGAAAGGUUCUGAACCACCAAUCCCUUCAACCAAACAGUGCCUUUAUUUAAUUAUUUUAUUAAAUUUAUCUAUAACAAAAAUACGCUGUAAUAAUUGAUUAUGGCAAAACAUACAUGGGACUCAUUAUAAUUAGCUUAGAAAAAUAGACCAAUGUUUGUUAUUAAUAAAAGAAAAAAAGAGAUCCUAGUCUUUCAUUCA